AUAACCCUUUCCACCCCCCACCCGCCGCUCGGCGCCGUCUUGGCAGGAAAACCUAAUCUUCCCAGCUUUCCUCCUCCCGAUCGCGUGCAAGGCGGCCGACGAUCGACGACCGGCAUUCGUGCGCGAGGUGGCAUUCUCUCCGACGGUGCCUCCCUUCUCGCGGACGGCGCUCAUUUGACCUCAGAAUGAGGCUAUCCUUUCAAAGUUCAUUCGAGAAACUUGAUGUGGUGCUUAUAGUAUGAUUUCCAUGCUUUACUUUGUAGUAGAAAGCAUGGGCUCAUUCUGCAGUAGACAACAACCAUUGAAUGAGGUUGAUUCUGACGAGAACAAACAAGCUGCAAAAAUUGAUAGCCGGAUUGCUGAAGAAACAAAGGCUGAACAGCAUAUCCAUAAGCUUUUGCUUCUUGGUGCUGGAGAGUCAGGAAAGUCUACAAUUUUUAAGCAGAUAAGGCUUCUCUUCCAAACUGGGUUUGAUGAGGCGGAGCUAAGAAGUUAUACAUCAGUUAUCCAUGCUAACGUGUAUCAGACAAUUAAAAUAUUGUACGACGGAGCAAAAGAAUUGGCAGAAAAUGAGCCAAAUUCUUUGAAGUAUGUCGUACGCGCUGAUAAUAAGGAGAUUGGUGAAAAAUUGUCAGAAAUUGGAAGCAGGAUGGACUCUCCUUGCCUUACUAAAGAAAUUGCAAAAGAGAUUGUGACUUUAUGGAAUGACACUGCUAUUCAGGAAACUUAUUCUCAUGGGAACAUAUUACAAGUCCCAGAUUGUGCUCAGUAUUUUAUGGAGAAUCUAGAACGAUUUUCUGAAGUAAAUUAUAUUCCAACAAAGGAAGAUGUUCUUCAUGCCAGAGUACGAACUACUGGUGUUGUAGAGAUCCAAUUCAGUCCCGUAGGUGAGAGCAGAAAAAGUGGUGAAGUUUACAGGCUUUAUGAUGUAGGAGGCCAGAGAAAUGAGAGAAGAAAAUGGAUCCAUCUAUUUGAAGGUGUCACUUCUGUGAUUUUCUGUGCUGCAAUUAGCGAGUACGAUCAAAUGCUUUUUGAGGAUGACACAAAAAAUCGGAUGAUGGAGACCAAAGAACUAUUUGAGUGGGUCCUAAAACAAUCCUGCUUUGAGAAGUCAUCAUUUAUGCUGUUUCUGAAUAAGUUUGAUAUCUUUGAAAAGAAGGUUCAUAGAGUCCCCUUGAAUGUAUGUGAGUGGUUUAAGGAUUAUCAGCCCAUGGGAUCUGGGAAGCAAGAGGUGGAACAUGCAUAUGAAUUUGUGAAGAAGAAAUUUGAGGAACUAUACUUUCAAAACAGCAAACCAGACUGUGUUGACCGGGCCUUCAAGAUUUACAGGACAACUGCCUUGGAUCAGAAACUUGUAAAGAAAACUUUCAAGCUUGUUGAUGAGACCUUGAGGAGGAGGAAUCUCAUCGAGGCUGGUUUGUUGUGAAGAGAGAAUCUUUGUAGUCCCACUUGUGUUGGAUCUCAUCUUAUAUUGGAUGAGCUCCAAGUAAAUCUUCGAACAUUUUAUGAUUUUUUGUAGUCCACUUUAGGUCGAAGUGGGUCAAAGAAAGAAACAUUUUGUUCCCAUCUGCUUGUGUUGGGUUGAUGAUCCUUGACAGGUUCAAGGUCUGGUAGGGCCCACAAGUUUCUUUUAUCGUAGUAAAGGUCGAAGUAAAUGAGGGUCGGUUGUGGAUCCUUUGCUGUUGUAAUCUCGCUGAAUAUUUUUGUAUGCUUUGAUGUCACCAAAAGUAUGCAUUUUUACGAUUAAUCUUUCA
Musa acuminata subsp. malaccensis (wild Malaysian banana) is the source of this 1754-nucleotide messenger RNA. Its product is annotated as guanine nucleotide-binding protein alpha-2 subunit. Gene Ontology annotation, cellular component: heterotrimeric G-protein complex. The record is from RefSeq and is a predicted model, not a curated record. NCBI's taxonomy places the organism in Eukaryota, Viridiplantae, Streptophyta, Magnoliopsida, Zingiberales, Musaceae. Gene Ontology annotation, biological process: adenylate cyclase-modulating G protein-coupled receptor signaling pathway. Gene Ontology annotation, molecular function: GTPase activity; G-protein beta/gamma-subunit complex binding; guanyl nucleotide binding.